Phacochoerus africanus (Common warthog) is the source of this 1331-nucleotide messenger RNA. It is a transcript of the gene SNX15, whose product is annotated as sorting nexin 15. The record is from RefSeq and is a predicted model, not a curated record. NCBI's taxonomy places the organism in Eukaryota, Metazoa, Chordata, Mammalia, Artiodactyla, Suidae. The transcript is spliced from 8 exons. The coding region runs from base 136 to 1185 and encodes 349 amino acids. Gene Ontology annotation, molecular function: phosphatidylinositol binding.
GACCAGGUCCCUGGGCAAAAGAAUGAAGGGCGCAAGCCCAGGAGAGGCGUUGGCUCGUGGAGACUGACCUGGAGGGGCGGGGGCGGCGCGGAGGAGGCGGAGGGCGGCGGGCAGCUCCGCUCCAGCUCGUUUGCCAUGUCCCGCCAGGCGAAGGACGACUUUCUGCGGCACUACACAGUCUCCGACCCCCGGACCCACCCCAAGGGCUACACCGAGUACAAAGUCACCGCGCAGUUCAUCUCAAAGAGGGACCCGGAAGAUGUCAAAGAGGUGGUGGUCUGGAAGCGGUACAGCGACUUUCGGAAGCUGCAUGGGGACCUGGCCUACACCCACCGCAACCUCUUCCGCCGCCUGGAGGAGUUCCCUGCCUUCCCCCGCGCCCAGGUGUUUGGCCGGUUUGAAGCCUCAGUGAUCGAGGAGCGGCGAAAGGGGGCCGAGGACCUGCUUCGCUUCACUGUGCACAUCCCCGCGCUCAACAACAGCCCCCAGCUCAAGGAGUUCUUCCGGGGUGGAGAGGUGACACGGCCCUCUGAGACAUCCAGGGACCUGCACAUCCUGCCACCCCCUCUGAUCCCCACACCACCCCCUGAUGAGCCGCGGGUGCAGCCUCACGAGUCCUGGCUGCCCCAGCCUCUCCCUGCAGAGAGGAGGGGCCUGGAGGAGUUGGAGGGGCCAGUGGACCCGCCACCAUCCAGCCCUGCCCAGGAGGCCCUGGAUCUCCUCUUUAACUGUGGGAGCACCGAGGACACGUCCGGUUCCCCUGCCCGAGGCCCCCUCACCGAGGCUGAGCUUGCCCUCUUCGACCCCUUCUCCAAGGAAGAAGGUGCAGGCCCCAGUCCUACCCACCUAGGCGAGCUGGCAGCGUUGGAAGCAGAAUCCGAAAGGCUGGACCAGGAACCCUGGGAGCCAGGAGGGCAGGAGGAGGAAGAGGACGAGGAAGGAGGGCCCGCCCCUGCCUACCUGAACCAGGCCACCAAGCUCAUCACCCAGGCCCUACGGGAUGAGAGGGCAGGCGCCUACCCUGCAGCUCUGCAGGGCUACCGGGACGGCGUGCACAUCCUGCUUCAGGGAGUUCCUGGCGACCCAUCGCCUGCCCGCCGGGAGGGUGUGAAGAAGAAGGCGGCUGAGUACCUGAAGCGGGCAGAGGAAAUCCUGCACCUGCAUCUGUCCCAGCUCCCCCCCUGAGAAGGGAGUGGGCUCUUUCCUAAGACUCUAGCUCCAGCACUGCCAGCCACCCUCUUCUCUUCUGGUGCCUGGUCUGAUCUUCUGGUCUUGUAACUCCAGAGGCCAUUUCUGUGUGUAAUGGGACCAAGAAUGAGAAAAAUAAUGAA